AUGCUCAAGAGGCUCUCAGGACAUGGAGUGGUCCACGAGUCCGUCACAGCCCUCCCGCUGUGCGGCCAGGCUCACAGGGAGAACAUGGAGAAGAUAGGCUUGAUGUGCUUCAGCUGUCUGCUACUCUGUGGUCUCCAUCAGGCUCAGGGGAAGAUCUCAGAGUAUCAGAUAGAGUCUGAGAGCUUGAGUCGAUGUGAGUCUCUUCGAGGCGUGGCUGUAGCUGGACAACACAACCACAUCCCACACUGCUUUGAGGAUGGCAGGUUCAGGCAGGUGCAGUGCCGUGCAGGGGGAGAGGAGUGCUGGUGUGUCUCCCCAGAUGGAGAAGAGAUCCCUGGAAGCAGAACCACAGGCUCACCUGUGACCUGCCUGACCUCCUGCCAGCUGCAGAGACAGAGGGCCCAGCUGGAGGGCGCAGGUGCUGCUGGGCCCCAGUGCCAGGCGUCCGGGGAGUUCCAGCCCGUCCAGUGUGGCCCAGCCCGGGGGCAGUGCUGGUGUGUGGACCUGGACGGCAUGGAGCUCUAUGGGACCAGGCAGGAUGGAUCCCCCUCCCUCUGUCCUGGCAGCUGUGAGGUGCGGGCGCGGCGCGUCCUCCACGGCAGCAGGGGGCGCUCUCCUCCUCAGUGUUCAGAGCAGGGCAGCUUCCUGCCUGUGCAGUGCCAGUUCGUCAACAUGACGGACAUGCAGGUGUUUGAUCUGCUGGCUAACUUCAACAGGUUUCCAGAGGACUUCCAGACCUUCAGCAGGUUCAGAAGAUCCUUCCCUGAGGUCUCCUCUUUCUGUUCCUGCUCUGACAGCCGUGGCAGGGAGAUCCCCAGCACAGGGGUGGAGCUGCUGCUUGACGAGGUGUACGACACGGUGUUCUCUGGGCCAGUCCUGGGACGCUCGUUCUCCCAGACCAACAUGUACCGCAUCCUGAGCCGGAGGUUCCUGGCCCUGCUCACCGCUCUGACCGGCAGCUUCAGAUGCCCCACCCCAUGCGACAGGGAGCGGUCUGCAGCUCUGCAGUCGUCCAGCGUGUUUGUGCCAUCCUGCGACGCCGCUGGAGCGUACCUGCCGGGGCAGUGCCAGGCGGGGGGCCAGUGCUGGUGUGUCGACCCCAGCGGCAGGGAGGUCUACGGGACCCGUCAGCAAGGAACCCCACCAGACUGUGCAGCGGAGAGCGACUGUCCAUCAGCGCGUCGCGUCGCCCUCUCCAGACUCCUCUCUGGGCCCCAGGCUCCCGCCGCCUCUUCCCAGCAGACGGAGGCCUCCCCUGGGGGCGAGCCGGCCCGUCUGGCCCCCUGCAGCCCCCGCCUCCAGCAGCUCCAGCAGGCGCUGUGGGCCUCCCUGCCUGAGGAGCAUCCAGCCAGCCUGGCCUCCAGCCUCCCCCAGCUCCUCCAGGGCCUGUUCCCCUCCGGGGCCCUGGCGCUCCGGGCUCUCUCCGCCUCGCUGUCCGCCAGCCCCCGCAGGCUCCAGGAGAACCUCUUCGGAGGAAAGUUCCUGAAGAGCGCGGCGGCAUUCAACUUCAGUGGGACUGUGGGACCCAGAGGAACCCUGGGGUUGAGCUCAGUCUUCAGCCAGGUCGGUUUGACCCAAAACCAGGAAGAUCUGUUCCUGCUGGCCCAGACGCUCUCCUCUUCCUCCUCUUCCUCCUCCCACCAGAUCAACCUGGACCAGAACAUCUCAGACCCCUUCGGACGGACCGUCAACCUCAGACAGAACCAGCAGCUCCUGCUGCUGCUCAGCCAGAUCCUGGAGACCCGCUCCUUCCAGUCCGCCCUGACCCAGGCCCUGAUCCAGACCCGAGCCGAGUCCCCCAGCGAGUGGACCCAGCUGCUCUCAGCCCUGCUCCCCGGCCCCCAGCCCCCAGCCUGCCCCCCAGCCUCCCCCAGCCCCUACGUCCCCAGCUGCACCCCUGGAGGGCAGUACCAGGAGCGACAGUGUCUUGGCCGGGAGUGCUGGUGUGUGGACGAGCAGGGGCGGGAGAUGGAGGGCAGCCGCUCCCAGGACCGGAGCUCCCACUGCCCCUCUCGGUGUGAGAGGGAGAGGGCCGCGGCCCUGAGAGCCAGGGCCAGCCAGCCGGCCGGGGUGGACAGCUUCAUCCCUAAGUGUCGGGAGGACGGGGGCUAUGUAGCCCUGCAGUGUGUGGGCCAGACGUGCUUCUGUGUGGACACUGCUGGACAGAGACAGAGCCCUGUCACGGCUGGGGAGACACUUCAGUGUCCUAGUGCCUGCCAGACCAGGGCCUCCCAGCUCUUCAUGCAGCAGGUGAGCUCAGCUCUGAGAGACCCCGCGGCCGUGUCUGAUCUCUCCGCCUUCUACGUCCCCCGCUGCGCCCCCGACGGUACCUGGCUUCUUGUCCAGUGCGACGGCCCCCCAGAGCAGGCCUUCCAGUUCUACCAGGAAUGGACCAAUCAGAACAGCGCGGGCCGGGAACUUCCUGUGUCCGAGCUCCUGGCGAUACUGAGGGCUUAUGGGAACAGUAGUUCUGCCAUGGCCUCGUUCGGGGGCUUUCUGGAGGAGCUGUAUGCAGCGGGACACCAGAGAGUCUUCCCAGGCCUGCGAGCAUUCCCCCAGCUGGGAGACCUGCCCAGGGAGGUCCUGGAGGGGCGUGGGGGUGCUCUGAGUGGGCCCGGGGGGCUCCUGGACCCCCUGACUGUGUGGGAGCUGCUGAGGGGGCAGGGAGGCCCCUAUCCGGGGUCCCUGGCUGACUUCAGCCUGCCUCUGCAGCACCUGGACCUGCGUCGCUGCUGGUGCGUCUCCCAGGCUGGAGAGGAGAUCCCAGGAACCAAGGCCCUGGCCAAUCAGGUCCCUGCUUGCCCUGGUUCUUGUGCUGUGGUGCAGCGUAAGGUAGAAGACUUCCUGGAAGGGGCGGAGCAGAUCAUCUCCAUCUCCAACUCCUCCCACUUUCCCUUGGGCGCUGGCUUCCUAUUGGCUGAGGGGCUUCGUCUGACCCAGGAAGAGUCCCUCCAUGCUCUGUCCCUGGGGGAGGAGCUACUCUACGACAGGCUGAUGAGUCACUCCAACGCUGCGCUACAAUUGGCCGCCCACUCCACCCUCCAGUUCUCCUGGCAGAGCCAGCAGGGUGUGUCUGAGGACAGAGCAGUGCUGAGGCUGGGGUACCAGCCCUACUCUCCCCAGUGUGACGCCAGAGGAGACUGGCUGCCCACUCAGUGCCACACCAGCACAGGUCAGUGCUGGUGUGUUGAUAAAGAAGGAGAGUACAUCCCUGAAUCCCUGACCAGUCGUCCCCUGAAACCACUCCAAUGUCAGACUCCAUGUCAGAGAGCUGCUGCUCAGGCUCUGCUUUCUGAUUGGACGCCAUCAGUCUCUGACAUCACCACCCCAGCCUCCUACAGCCCAUCAUGUGAUGUGGCUGGCCAGUUCUCUGUGCUGCAGAGGGGGGGUCUAGACCAGGCCUGGUGUGUGACACCUGAGACAGGAGACACUCUACAGCCUGCAGACCCCAUCCCCCCUGGAGAGCUCACCUGCCCCAGCCUGUGCCUGCUGCUGCGAGGGGCUGCCGGGCGGAGGCAGUUGGGGCUGGGCUACCAGCCGGAGUGCCGGGCAGAUGGCAGCUUCUCUCCGUCCCAGUGUGACGUCACACACUGCUGGUGUGUUUCCUCAGACGGCCGGGAGCUGGCCGGGACCCGGAGCACACGCAGCACAGGAGCCAGACCCCACUGUGACAGUCCCCAGUGUCCAUCUCCCUUCUCUGCUGACGCCUCCAUCUCCCAGGGUGCACUGCUGUGUCGCUCCCAGGCCCUGGGCGGACAGCAGAGGCAGAGCUGUGACCUCACCUGUCACCAUGGCUACGACAGUGCACUUCCUGUCAAGCGCUUCCUGUGUGAUGUCGACACCCAGACCUGGCUGGAGGACGCCCCACUGCCUCAAGCCUGCCAGAAGGUCCAGGUGUACCAGACAGUGCAGUCCUCUGUGCUAGUCCAGCUGUCUCUCGCUGAGUCUGCACAGCCCUGCUCCUCCUCCAGCCUGCAGGCCUCCCUGCUCACAGACAUGAGAGCCCAGGGGCUCUGCAGCCUGCAGCUGUCUCCCUCAGGGUCCUCGGUGUCUGUGUGUGAAGAGGGCUCGGUGCGUGUGGAGUGUGUGAGCGAGGGCGGGGUCACGCUGGAGGUCGUCUGGAGGGCGUCUCUGCUCGACCUCCCGGUCGCCGUGCUGCCUGACCUCCAUGACAUCGACGUAGCUCUGGGUGAGGCCAGGCUCCAGGCGGGACUAAUGGGGCUUCUGGGUAGGGCGCCGUAUCGCUCCAUCGUGACCUCUGACCCCCAAGUGAUCUUCACCCUUCCCCCCACCUUCGGCUGCUCCCCUGGGUACCAGGCUGGUACAGCGGGCACCGGCUGUGUGCUGUGUCCAGCAGGUGCGUUCUCCAGUGGGGGUGUGUGUCGGCCCUGCCCUCCGGGCUCCUACCAGGAAGAGGGGGGUCAGGACUUCUGCAGCCCCUGUCCCAGAGACAGCACCACGGCUGCAGCCGGAGCAUCCUCUAAGAAACACUGCAUGACAGAGUGCCAGCGCAAAGGACUACAGUGUUCUGAGAGAGGGGACUUCCUGUUGGCCCAGAAGGACUUCCUGUCAGGGAGAUGGGUUUGUGUGACAGCCGGGGGGGCGGAGCUAGCGUGGACAAACAGGGAGGAGCCUCUGUCCGAGGAUGAGUGUAAAGUGCUGGGAGGAUUUGAAGACGUUCCCACAUCCAGACUCAUCCUGGAAGCUGAAGAUUCACACCUGAUCAGGUCCCAGUCAUCUAACACCACCCUGGAGAAACAUCUCCACACCUGCCUUCAAGCGUGUGCCCAGGAGCAGGGCUGCUUCCACCUGGCGGUGUCCUCAGCAGGGGGCCAGGCUCACUGUGAGCUCUACAGCCAGCAGCCCUCCAACCUGCACUGCAACACCUCCGACCAGACCAGGGGGUUUCUGGGUAAUCCUGAGGCGGCCAUGUUUAAGAGGCUUCGCUGCUACCUGAGGGUGAGAGGCGGGGCCAAAGGAGACUUGCUGGUCCUCAGGAAGAAAGGUGAGCAGGUCACCGUGCAGAGCGGCUUUGAGAGGAUGCCGUUCCGCAAGCUGACCUCGGGGGUGUACCGGACGGUGGUGUUCCCCGCGGAGGGAGCCAGUGUCACGGACGCACACCGCUUCUGUCAGGACGCGUGCAGCUCAGACUCCUGCUGUGAGGGCUUCCUGCUCAACGCCAACAUCCUGGACGGAGGCAGUAUCAUGUGUGGUCUGGUGCGUUCCCCCUCGGUCCUCCAGUGUUCGGAGGGUGACUGGGAUGUGUCUGGGCUGGCCAGCUCUGCCCGGGUCUGUGGCGCUGGGCUCACCUACGACCAGGACCACAAGAGCUUCAUCUUCAACUUCGGAGGACAGAACUUUGUUAUCACGGAUGCAGCAUUGCCAGCGUCCAGUAAGAACAAGAGUGACUACCAGGCCAGCAUCAUUAUCUUCCAGGCCAUCUACCUCCACACAGGUGUGAGUAACAGUACCGACGUCUCCAGCACCUGUGUGGGAGGUCAACCCACCCCAGACCCCCCAGCUGUGGUCUCAGAGUCGUUUGAGCGUCUGGAGGUCAGCGAGGUUCUGGUGGAACCAGACAGGAACGUGCCUCAUCUUCUCUACUUCAUCUCCAAACACACCUUCUCUCCUCACAGCGCGCUGCUCUGGUGUCAGACACGCUGCCAGGAGGAGGAGCAGUGUUCUGUGCUGGAUGUGAGGAGUGAGGGGGACAGGUUCUACAGCUGCUCCCUGUACCCCGACCCCCGGGUGUGUGGAGGCUACGACACACCUCUGAGGCAGCCCUGUCUCCCCCGCCUCCCCCAGCCUCUCCACAACCCCCACAUCAAGAAGGUGGACCUGUCCGGAGGGGUGAAGAGCUUCUACAGGCGUGUGUCCUUCAGGAAGAUGGUGUCCUACUCUGUCCGCAGUCGUGUCAGCCUGUCAGCCAACACCCUGACAGACAGCUUCAUGGAAUGUGAGAGACGGUGUGAUGAGGAUCCUUGUUGCCGUGGCAUCGGAUAUGUUAGAGACAGGAAGUCUCCAGGCGUGGAGGUGCUGUGCCUGACCCUGGUCAGCCUGGGAAUCCAGACGUGCGGGGAGGAGGAGGGGGAGGGGGGGUCGUCCUGGCGUGUGCAGGACUGCAGCCCCUCAGGGGUGGAUACCAGUGUGGAGCCCUACGGCUGGUACGAGAAGCCAGUGAACCAGUGGACUAAGUCUCCUGCGCUGUGCCCCAAGUUUGAGCUCCGCGCUCCUUCCAUCAACGUGAGUAUGGAGGGGUGGAGGCUGUUAGGGGGUUCAUCUGUGCUGGUGGACCCCUCUCUCUCCACCUACGACGUGCUCCACCUCAGCCAGGACAUCUCAGAGGACCUGCAGAGGACCACGGCCUGGUGUCUCUCUGCGUGUGAGGAGGCGGAGUCUUGUGCGGCGGUGACGGUGAGGAGGGCGGAGUCAGCUGUGCGCUGCGUCCUGUACCCAGACACACGCACCUGUGGCCCCGCCCCCCAGGCUCGGCACUGCAGGCUGGUCGUCAGGGAGACCGCCCCCCUCGUCUACCUGAGAGUUCCAAACCCAGCACGGGCUUCAGCAGCAACAUCAGUGUUCAUCCCGGGGCACGGAAUGCUGCUGGGCGUCGCCAGGACAACGGCUCUGGGAUCAGACAGGAAGACAGUUAUCCAGUUCCUGGGAGUUCCGUAUGCCCGUCCUCCAAUAGGAGCGCAACGUUUCAGCGCCCCGGAGCCGGCAGUGUGGAGCGGAACGUGGAACGCCACGGUACCCCGAGCGAGCUGCCUGCAGCCUGGCGACCUGGAGACCUCAGCCUCCAGUGAGGACUGUCUCUACCUCAACAUCUUUGUCCCCAGCGGCAUCAAGGGGAGCACUGCUGUGUUAGUCUUCUUCUACAACCCCUCCAGUCCAGCCAAUCACAGCUCACCUGGUCUGCUAGAUGCCUCUCACCUGGCUGCCGUGGGCAACAUUGUCGUGGUAACAGCCCACACCAGGGUGGCAGCUCUGGGAUUCCUCAGAAUAGGCUCCGCCCUGCCAGGUAACUCCGGCCUGCAGGACCAGCGGGCUGCUCUGCUCUGGGUUCAGGACCACGUGGCCCGGCUGGGGGGGGACCCCAGGAGGGUGACCGUGGGGGCGGAGAGGGGCGGAGCUGACGUCACCAGCCUCCACCUGCUGUCCUCCCAGACUCCGCCCCUCUUCCAGACUCCGCCCCUCUUCCAGCGCAUGCUGCUCAUGGGUGGCUCGGUGUUCUCCCCCUCCCUGCUGCUGGGUGAUGCUGAGGCUCGGCGGCAGGCCCUGGCCCUGGCCCGCCAGCUGGACUGCCCCACCUCAGACCCCAACCCGCUCAUGUUCUGUCUGAGGGGGGUCCCUGCUCGUGUGCUCAACGCUGCCCAGACCAAGCUCUUGGCGGUGAGUGGACCCCUGCAGGCGUGGUCUCCGGUGGUAGAUGGGCUGCAGGAGGCUGCCGGCCCCCAGGGGGCGCUGCAGAGCUCUGGCCCUCACAGUGUCGACCUCCUGCUGGGAUCCUCGGCUCACGACGGCCUCAUCAGCAGAGCCAGGAACAUCAAGAACUUUGAGCAGCUGCAGGGCCGAGCGGACAGCAAGACGGCCUUCUACCAGGCCCUGUCAGAGUCCCUGGGCGGGCGGGAGGCCAGCGCCCUGGUGAAGGAGGCAGCCACCUGGUUCUACUCCCUGCGGCACUCACCCACCCCCGCUGGCUACAACCUGUUCUCACAAGCUCUCAACAAUGCCACCAGGGAUCUCUUCAUAGUGUGCCCCAUAGUAAAGAUGGCAGCCAUCUGGGCAGCCAACAGCCGGUCCAAGGUGUUCCAGUACCACGUACCCGAGAGCUCAGCCCAGACAAGCGGCCCUGCCUACGUGCCCCUGGACGUCCAGUACAUGUUUGGAGUCCCUCACCACCCAGCCUCAGCCCACAGCUUCACCUCCUCAGAGAGACAGCUCUCCCUCCAGAUCACCAGCUACAUCGCUAACUUCAUCCACUCUGGGGACCCUAACCAGGCCCACCCAGCCUCCCUGGCCCCCCCCAGCCCAGCGCUGCCUCCCUGGCCCCGCGUCCUGCCCCUGCCUGGGGGGGCGCUCUACAAGGAGCUGGCCGCAGGGCUCCGGGACCUCCAGGGCCUGCACAGAGAGGCCUGCUCCUUCUGGACGGACUACAUACCUGCGCUCAGCUCAGCCACAGCCAAGCUGUCUGGAGAUGGUCUGGGCUCCUCUCCUCCUCCUCCUCCUCCUGCUCCUCCUCCUCCUCCUCGUCCCGCUCUGACAGAGCAGCAGUCCAGCCUGCCGGCCCCCCGGACCAGCAGCCCGCCCAAGACCGAGAAGGACGCCUACAGUUAGACCGCUCCCUCCUUGCCACGGUUGCCGCGGACAACACCUACUAGUACCUUCAAGUCACAUGACGCUGCCGUCACUGUUCUUAUUUCUCAAUCACUCUGUAGCAAACCACCUGUAAACACUUCACAAUAAACAUGUCGUCAUUUUAAA
Messenger RNA from Osmerus eperlanus (European smelt), 8484 nucleotides. It is a transcript of the gene tg, whose product is annotated as thyroglobulin. The record is from RefSeq and is a predicted model, not a curated record. NCBI's taxonomy places the organism in Eukaryota, Metazoa, Chordata, Actinopteri, Osmeriformes, Osmeridae. Gene Ontology annotation, biological process: thyroid hormone generation. Bases 1 to 8337 code for a protein of 2778 amino acids. The transcript has 49 exons.